AUGUUCGUCAUUGGCUUGGUCCAGUACGACUCCAACACCAAGAGCUACACAGCAGUUGGUGAGGAUGAGUUCAAUGUCUAUCUCCAGAAGAAGGCGAUUGGGCAAACCAUGAAGUCAGUGAGACAGGUGAUGCUGGCUUUACCCUCAAAUGGAGUGGAUGAACUUCCAAUUCAACUUUCAAAGCUGAUGGUGAAGGCAGUGACAAUCAUGGCCCUGCAACCUUUGGUGGGCGCAACACGCGCUGAUGGCAUCGACUACUCGGUCUUCAUGGAGUUUCCGUGGUUCAUGCUCUUCUACGGCCUCACCUUCAUGGUCAUUGGCAUCUUCAUUGGGUACUACCUGAAGGAGGCGAUCCACGUCUUGGAGAUGGACAAGUUGCUCAAGUGGGCAGCCAACACCAUUCGGCAGAAGCAGGAGAUUAGAUUCGUGGACGACUGGGAUCCUGAACGUCGUGAACUACGACAGUUCCGGAUCUUGAAUUCGGUGGAUGAAGCUGAAUCAGGAGAAGAGUACUUCAGGGAAUGCCCAGCCGGGUUGGCAGGGUUUGUCAAGCUGGACAGAAGGCGAAGAGCCAAGUAUGGCUUUAGCGAAACGGAUCCGCUCAAUGCCUAUGACCUGACCUUGGACGAAGAAGGCGGAGAAGAAGAGGAGAUGGAGAUCGAUGAGCCGCUCCCACCGGUGGCGGCGAUUUCGGCGGCGAUGGCUCAUGGAGAAGGUGCGGAUGGAGCGAAUCUACAUGGAACCCGGAUUGCAGCAGAGCUGGAAGAUUCAACAAGCAGUGCAUGCCUGACCCAGGUUCAGAUGUUGGCGCGCAGUCUUUUAACGAUAGUGAUGGUGAAAACUUUUUCAUGGAAGAAAAAAUUGACAAAACGUUAUCAGAUGCUGUGCAAGUGGUUGAGACGCAAACUGCAGAGAUGGACGAGGAACAUUACACUCAUUACACGAGUUCUUCUUCUGAUAGUGACGCUGAAAGCGUUGUGCUCGAGGUGCACUGAGUUGUCAACAGCUACAUUGAAUUUACAUGACUUGCUGCGAGCACAGAACAUUUCGAGCUUCUCUGAACUAGCGUUUGCUUGUGGAGCGCCGAACAAAGCGCCGACAGAUGAUGAACUCAGAGCCUUCACAACCUCAGUCUUGGGCGCAGGAUUCACGGCAGGAUUCCUAGUGCAGGGCGAAACAGAGCCUUCACAUGCGUUGCUGGACAAGUGCCAACUCAUGUAUGACACAGGGGCCAUUGUAUGGAUAUCGCCUUCCUUGUGUACCGAGCGAGAAGCUGAAGUUCAAGCAGCCCCAAAAGAUUCGCAACGGGUGCUGCGAAUUGAAGCCCAGACCUUAAAGGUGAACACUGAGGGGCCAAAGGUGGCCGACGCAGACCAUGGCUCAGAGAUCAAGCUGCAAUGGUGUUUUCAGAGACGUGGGGUGGCAUUUGAGAUGUGCGAGCUGGUUUCUUGGGAAGUUUCUCAGAAGUGGUUGGCUACCCUAUUUGCGGCCUACUCUACUGAGCCUCCACCUGGUUUUGCAAGAGUUACUCUUCAACAACUUGUGGCGGCUGACAAAGCGAUGUGGACGAUUUUGGCCAGAGACAUUGCGUCAGUCAAACCUGAACUCACUGGAAAGCGACCGUUAGACGAGGCAAUUGAGAGAUUGAUGCAUGACCCUCGCAUCACCAUGUACAUGUUGGCCUUGCCCACGCGGAGUCCUGCAGCAGUUGCAGCAACCCCCAAGUCUUCAGGGUCCACACCUGCAACGGGCACAAUCCAGCCAAAGAAGAAGGCCAGGCCUAGCAAAAGGAACCGUACUCAGCCAACUCCUCCUGAAGAGCUGAAAACUUGUUACCAGCAGACGGCAGAUGGGAAGCCCAUAUGCUGGGCCUACAAUUUACAGAACGGUUGCUGCUUGGAAGCCACUGGACAGCCGCCCAAGUGCCGCAAAGGCGUCAGAAUCACCGACCGCAAACUUCUUACAGGGGGUGACAUGCGGGUUUCCGGGCGAGUGGAUGCAUCUUUACAAUAUUUGGGACUCCAAGAGGUCCCAGAAAGCAUGAAGGUUGAGCUGGUAACCAUCGGCAUCCCAAGAGAGCCUUGGGAUUUUGUGCAACAAGCUGCCUUGGUAGGACACCCACGCUUCCUACCCUAUGCAGGAAGCCCACACUUGGACACUCUGUUGGGGGCAAAUUUGGGACAGAACUGGCGUGGCUUGGAACAACACAGACUCUCUUUCUUCAAGCGAUGGCUGGCUAGAGCAAAGGAACUUGAAGUUGACGAACGGAACCUCAGAGAGCAACUGGAUGAACACGUAAGACAUGUUUUGCAAGGGAAGCGACUUCUUCUCUUCAAAGAGAUCUUGGAGGACUUAGAGUUCCCAGACAAACACUUGUUCGAGGACAUAGUGUCGGGGUUCCGACUCUCUGGAUGGAUGAGAGACUCGCAACUGUUCUUGAGCUUGCCAAGGCCUCCCAAGCUGACCUUUGAGGCUUUGCUGAGGUCAUCGGUGGGACUACAGAAGGCGGUUCUUCAAAAAGUUUCAGAGCCGGAGGACGAAGGUCUCCACCGUGCAGCUUGGACCGAAACUUUGGCAGAGCUGGACAAACACUGGAGAGAGAAGGUGCGAGUCAUAGACAACUUCAAACAAUGUGGCCUCGAUGAUGCUUGCGGCUUGCCGGAGAAGUUCACGCUGCAUGGAGUGGACUUCAUUGCGGCCUCUUUGAUACGUGCCCUUGUCUUGCGCGACAAAGGUCUCAAAGUUUGUUUGAAAGGGAAAACCUUCGACCUCAAAUCUGCCUAUAAGCAGAGAGAAGAGAUUCUUACCAAGAUCAACAACAUACUGAAGAAGGACUCACUCUCUCCAAAAGAGGCAGAGUCGUUCAAAGGGCGCAUUCAGUGGUUUGAGUCUUAUUUGUUUGGGCGCAUAGCCAACCUUUCAAUACACCGGAUCGGCAAGAGGGCGCAACAGAAAGGAGUCAAAGUCAGAAACAAACUGGAUGAAGAGUUGCGCUCCUCCUUGCUUUUCUUACGUGCCAGAGUCCAGACUGGCUCACCCCUUCUUUUGACAGCUGACACAGAGGACUCUGUUUUGAUCUUCACAGAUGGAGCUUUUGAUGCUGACACUUUGAAAGGUUCGGUUGGUGGUGUGCUUCUCAAUCAUGACGGCAUACCCUUGCGCUUCUUCAGCGAGAACAUACCAGCCUUGGUGAUGAAGCGGUUCUUGAAGGCUUCAGACAACCCCAUUUAUUUAAUUGAACUUCUGGCCGGCUAUGUAGCGGUCUUCCUUUGGGGUGGCUUGAUCGGCCGAUAUGUGGUCAUGUACAUUGACAAUGAAGCAUCGCACUUGGCUCUGAUUAAAGCCUACUCCUCAACACAGAUGGGCAACGUCAUUGUCCAGAUGUUUGUGGCAAGCGAAGACUCCUCACAAUGGAAAGUUUGGUUUGGUCGUGUCUGCAGCUACUCUAACAUAGCUGAUGCCCCGAGUCGCAUGGAAGUUCAAGACUUGGUGACUCGUGGUGCAAUGCAAGACAAAUUUGCCUGGGAUGUGAUCCUGCUUAGCCUUGAAGCGCUGGACUAUGUCUCGGUGGAUCUCUGGCAGUUGGGCGCCGUGGCCUUCUACGUCCUCACAGGACGUCAUGCCUUUGAGUCGCGCUGA
Molecule: messenger RNA, 3639 nt
Organism: Cladocopium goreaui
Lineage: Eukaryota; Dinophyceae; Suessiales; Symbiodiniaceae
Source: the annotation of a GenBank genome assembly